GAAUAAAUACCAGGUCAUCGUAUUUCUGCCGACUUCCGCCAAGCACCCUCGACCUACUGCCGGCAAUUGCCGCUUGGCAAUUCACUAGCAGAAUGCCGCCAUUCUGCCAACACUAAGCUGCGGAUUGGGUUGCGGGUUGGGCCACGGGUUGACACGUACCCCUGCGAUGAUGCUCUAACCGGGUGGGUACGGGUACGCCUCUGGAACAUUUGGUACCAAGCGGGUUGGGUGCAGGUAUGAACCGGGUCGACCCAUGUCACGCCCUAUGAAAAGGAAGAUCGAAACGUCCUUUAUCAGUACUUCCUCUGUUCCUUCCUCGAACACACUGAACCUUCAACUUUCGUUUCCGAGCCAUAACCUUGGAUCCAAAAACAUCCUUAGGCCGUGGUUCACAUAUUUGUUUUCAGAACUCAUUAUGCAGAUGACGACGAUCAGUGAAGGUCAUACGGUUUCGCACCAUCCCACAAUUGGCCCUCAUCACAAAUUUAAAGAGAGUGACAAACACAAUGAAAUGCAAGUGGGGUCCUCUGCAAGUGAUUCAAGAGCAGCCUCUGUCUUUGACCUGAAAGCCCAAACGAAGCCUCAGCGGCUGCGCGCGCGAGUGCAAUUUGCAACAGUUUGUGGGGCGAUGUAUCUAGCUGGAUGGAAUGAUGGGACGACUGGUCCAUUGCUCCCCCGGAUACAGAAAGUGUAUGACCUGAAUUUUGCUGUCGUAUCCCUGAUAUUCGUGUUCGCAUGUGUUGGCUUCCUAUCUGGAGCGUUUGCAAACCUUUAUCUAGAUGGGAGAUUCGGUUUUGGGAAGGUGAUCGUGAUAGGAUCUGCGUGUCAAGUUAUAGCGUACGCCAUAGAGGCAGCUGCUUUGCCAUUUCCUGCAUUUGUGCUAGGUUACGUUAUCAAUGGCUUUGGAAUGGCUCUACAGGACGCACAAUCGAAUGGUUUUGUAGCCAGUCUCAAGGAUAACCCCGAGGUGAAAAUGGGGAUCCUCCAUGCGGUAUACGGUGGUGGUGCUUUGUCGUCCCCUUUGGUAGCAACGCAAUUUGCCCAGCUUCCGCAUUGGUCAUUUCACUACCUGUGCAGCCUUGGUGUUGCGUUCAUAAACACUGUAUUGUUGAUUGCAGUCUUUGGGCUGAAAACACAGGAUGAGUGCCUCGCUCAGAUUGGACAACCACCAGGGGAAAAGGGGACAAGUGAGAAGAGCCAGUUUAGCCAGAUAUUGCGGCUCAGAGCAGUGCACAUCCUCGCCUUCUUCAUUUUGACAUUGGUAGGAGUGGAGGUCACUGUGGGUGGGUGGAUGGUGACGUACAUAAUCGACGUGCGCGGAGGAGGUCCAAGUUCGGGAUAUAUAUCAUCAGGGUUUUGGGGAGGUCUCAUGGUUGGCCGUGUCACUCUUCUGUGGGUAAACAAAAAGGCAAGUUCCUAUCCCGUUUAUGGCAUGCAACAUAGAUACCAAAGAUUACAGGUUGGGGAACGUCGUGUUUUGUUCAUUUAUGCUAUCCUCGCAAUUGGGCUACAACUAGUAGUAUGGCUGGUGCCUUCGCUCAUCGGUGGAGGCGUUGCGGUCUCCCUAAUUGGAGUAAUUUUGGGGCCGAUGUAUCCCAUCGCUAUGAAUCACACAGUACGAAUCCUCCCUGAAUGGCUCAGUCACAGGGUCUAUUGGUUGGAUAGCAGGCUUCGGGCAGGCAGGUUCUGCGCUCUUGCCAUUCUUAACCGGUGCCAUUGCAUCGAAGACGGGAAUCAAGAGUUUGCAGCCAUUUCUCGUUUCGAUGAUGGCAUUCCUGACCGUCUUAUGGGCUCUGGUGCCGACAACUGCUAGGGGAACUAAAUGAUAUAUGCUCGAUCAGCUGUGUCUUGUGGAUGGUUUGGCAUGUGGUAGUAGAUUCAUUUAAUGACCUCGUUAUGACACCCCUCAGGCUAAGUAUCAGUGAAUUCGUGCAAGUUUUGCCCAAUGUUCACAAAACGUAA
Molecule: messenger RNA, 1962 nt
Organism: Suillus discolor
Lineage: Eukaryota; Fungi; Basidiomycota; Agaricomycetes; Boletales; Suillaceae
Product: MFS general substrate transporter
Exons: 13
Coding region: 254-1813 (519 amino acids)
Biological process (GO): transmembrane transport
Cellular component (GO): membrane
Molecular function (GO): transmembrane transporter activity
Source: RefSeq, a predicted model, not a curated record